UAAGUUGAGAGGAAAGCAGCUUUAAUUGCAGGGCAGAGAGAAAAGCCAGCGAUGGCUUCGCUCAGGCAGGAGCACCACUAUGGGCUCUCCUCUGGAAAAAAUAACAAAAACAGCUUCAACAGGUCGCUGUACCAUGUCAAGCUCACGGACACGGCUAUCAGGGCGCUGGAGGCUUACCAAAACCUCAAGGGAUCUCUACCAAGUGAACCAUCGAUUUGUUUCAAGGGAAACCAAGGGUACAUCAAGAUCCCAGCUCCCACAGCAGAGUCACCUUCUGCUCUCCGCGUCUUCUCCUUCUACUUAUCCAGUGACAGCAAAGACCAGCCUCAAGCCAGCUUCGACUGCAUCCAUCAAUAUGUUUCAAGUGACGGCCGCGAGCAGCUGGAAGGUCAAGGCAUCAUCCAGGACAAGAUCACAGUGUGUGCCACCGACGAUUCCUACCAGAUGACCCGUGAGAGGAUGUCUCAGGUGGAGAAGGACAGCUGGAGCCGCUCUGCCAUUGAGAUAAAACCUGGGGCCACACAUCCAAGUAAAUGUGUCAAGGUCCACAAGAGGCCAGCUCCUUUGUCUGCGUCUACCAACAACCGGAGGAACAGCAGUACGGCCACGCCGACCCAGAAGCCUUUGAGGGAGCGUAUCAUCCACCUGCUAGCUCUCAAGCCGUACAGGAAACCAGAGCUUCUGCUGUGGCUGGAAAGAGACAGAGCCGGCCCCAAGGACAAGGCCGAGCUGGGGGCCAUACUGGAGGAGGUGGCAAAAGUGAAUCCCAAAGACAGCAGCUACCUGCUGAGGGAUGACUUCUACAAGUACGUGCAGAGGGACUGGCCAGGCUACAGUGAGGAGGAGAGGCAGCUGAUCAGCAGGCUGCUGGCCAGGAAGUUGCAGCCGCACAUCAGCCACCAAUCAAGGAACCCUCAAGCAAAUGUGUUGAUGCCGAAGACCUCAGAGGAUACGACACUACAUCACAGCACAGCGAAAAAUCCUGCAGUGAAACGUCCCGUGCCUUUUGACUCACUGGAAAGGCUAGCUGUUAAGAGACAAAGACCUGCAGACCUGAGGUUGCAACAGCAGCCCGCAGUAAACGGACUCUUAAACAAUAAAGGACAUGACGUUGCAGCUCCUAACCUCAACCCCACUUUCCACACAAAGACUGAGUUUCAAGUUACCAGUAUAGUUACAAGUAACUAUACUGGUAACCAAAAUGGCUUACCGGGGGGCCACAAUGGCUUUCCUCUAAUGCACAAAAUGUCUAGCACCUCUGACACACCUGUCUUAGAGAGCAGAGAGCAAGAACCCAAAGUAAGCAGCCACCAGCCACCGCAGGGUGACUCUGACUGCGCUCACCAGCAGCUCGCCAACAGCCAGCACAGGAAGAAGAAAUCUAAAAAGCACAAAGACAAGGAGCGGGAGAGGUUAAAAGACAACAAGGGCAGUGCAUGGUUAGAGACGAGUCCUGAUCUCAAGCAGAACCCGGACAAACUUGACAAUCCUGACAUCACAAAUGCUGUGGCCUCUGAGGAAAAGCCAGAUUAUGUGCUCACAUACGGCACCAUCAUGAGUUUGGAGCAACGUCAGAGGUACCAAGAGGAUUUCUGUGCAGAGUAUGAUGAAUACAAAGACCUCCACUCCCGGAUCGCCACCAUAACUCACAUGUUUGUUCAGCUAGGAUCCAAGAUCAAAAGCUUGUCCCCUGGCACGCAACAAUAUAAGAUAAUGGAAGACCAAAUACUAGAAAAGUACAACAAGUAUCGAAAGAAGUUCCCAGGCUACCGGGAAGAGAAGAAACGCUGCGAAUAUCUCCACGAGAAACUGUCCUACAUCAAACAGCUCAUCAUAGACUAUGAUGUCUCUCAGGCUUCUUCAUAGCAUCGGCUCUGCCCUUUAUCAGAUUUUUUUUUUAUGCAUAAACAACAUAGGUGUCAAACAAAGCGUUUUCAUUGAGAUUGAUAUCAAAGGUUUUGGAUGAAACUGCAUGCAGACGUCAACACGGACUGCUUCUGCUGGGACCACGGAUGAUUCUGUGAGCACUAAUGAUGUACAUCAAUAGCAGAUUUCACUCUGGAAGUUAUCAUUUCUUAAGAGAUGUCUUGUUGAUGUGAAAAGUCCAAGGGAAAGGCAAAAAACCAAAAAGUCACUAAUGAGACCUUGGAAAGCAUCUGUGCACAUCAAAUUGCCAUGACAGACACUAAUAGUUUUUGCCAGCCUUGUUAAAACCAGUGUCAGUGUAAGCCAUUUUGUUGGAAAUAUGUAAAAGGUAUCAAAUAUGACUUUAAUUUAAUCACUUUGUUUUUGACACUUGUUAAGUUAAACAUUGCUCCAGGUAAGCUUUCCCCUUUCCUUUUUAAAAGUUCAAAGAUUUCAGAAUGCUUUGUAAAAAAAAAAAAAAAAAAAGUAUACUUUUCAAUACCAUAUCAAAGUUGUCUCAUUCACGAUACAUGAUUGAAGCAGCCCACUGCAAAAAAAAAAGAAAUGUUUGAAGUAAUUUCAUCUCGGAUUCAGCCUUCACGUCUUAUUAUGCAAAUGGGGUGAGAUAAUUCCACCUGUUCCCAAUGCAGUUUCCCUUAACAAUUCAGGCAUUUAUCUUGAAGCAAGACUAAUUUAAAGCAGUUGCUGCAUUAGCAUCUCUUGAAAAUUAAAAAAGAAGUGUAUUUUGUAUUGAAAAAAAGUGAAAUAAUCUCACCCCUCAGCAGAAAAAUAAUAAUUUUAAGAAUAGCUCAAUAAUAUACAAAGUGAUGUAUUAAAAUGAAGAUAUUUUGCAAUAUAGUCAGUAAGGGGGUCCUACUGUUCACCUGGAUUCAUCUGGUCAGCUUGUUUCAUGAGUGGUCCUGACAUAUUGCACACAAAAUUCAAAUUCUUAAAAUACUAGCUGCUGAAUCCAAUGAGAAAAAACUGAAAAAUAUCCAAAUGGUUGGAUAUGCGAAGAGGUGUAUGAGGUAUAUGCUGUCUCCCAAAUGCACUUGUGUUUAAAGUAUUUAUUCACCACACCCCUUUUCUUUUGAAUGACUGGUGAAGGGACCAAAACGCUUGGCCUUAAUGGCUGUUGCAAUAAAUUUGUGAGGAAAGAUGAUUUUCCUCCUCAAAGCCAUUACUGACAUUGUUAAUCAGGCACAGAGUCUAGUUUAAAGUAUUUUAACCCACUGGAAAGAAGUGUCUUUCUCUCUUUUUCCCCCGUAGAACUACUGAUGUAUUUAUUUUAAGCCAUCUUCCUUUGUUCUGUGUUGUUGGUCUCCUCAUCUUGAAGCGUCAUGGUCUUGUUUGAUCAAAGUGUUUGUAUCCAUGCAGCUGGGGGAGCAAGGUGGGAGAGGUUGUGAACAGAUCAAAGGAUCACGUAACACAAUAUGUUGGUUGUCUCUGUCUGACCUGACACAGUUGUGUAGCGGGGCUGGGUUAAAGCAGCCCCAAAGUCCUCUAAAUAUUAAUGUUGAAAUGGCAACAAAAGGCCUCAGAUGGGAGGUUAGUGGCCACGUCGCCCAACACUGUGUCUGAAACGUAUUCACUAUAAAGAAACAACUAUCACACAAAGCAUGGUGGUACAUUACAUAUGUUCAAAUCGUAUUAUUUGAGACAGCACUACAAAAUGGGACACUAAAUUGGAGUUUCCAGUUAAUAAUCAGUGCCCAUUCAGUUGUUUUUUGUUUGUUUUUUUUGCACUAAACCCAGUCUGAAAAAAGGGGAUGGCAGGCUAGUAAAAUUUCCACUCAGAUUGUAAUUGUUCAAUGAUUUAGAAGCCUUAAGAUUACACUUUUCUAGCACGAAAUCUUCAAUCUGCCAAUAUCAACAAGGAGUCAUUAUCCACACACAUCUGUUAUCUGCCUUAUAUUACUGUUAGCUGUUACAUGUAAACCUGUCUUAGCCAUUUUACUGUUCCAAUGAAUGCUAACAGUGGCUUUCUCACACGUUGGAUUAUCACUUUCUGGAGGAAAUGUUUCAUAAUGUAAUUUUAAAAUUGUUUAGUGCACAGUUUGACUGGCUAUGAUGGCAUAGCUUACUCAUCAGUUGCAUUUGUAAUCUUUCUGGUACUUUUUGGUUUCUCAUAAUCAUCAUUGUAUGGCCAGGUAUUUAUCAUUAGGAACGCCACUUUGGUAAACUGCGGCUGAUGUUCCUAUUGACAUCCCAUUUGACUCAGCUCUGAGCACAUGGAACAGUUUGAUUGGAAGACUGUCUUCAGUGAUUCCUGCAAUAUUUCAAGCACACAAAAACCCCAUUGUUAAAAUGACAAUACUCAAUCACUUUCAGGUAGUGGGUGGUAAUUAUGAGAAGGUUUCAGGGAGGAAACGGUAUAGAGGUGUCAAGUGGCUGAUUGAAGACCAUAAUUAUCUGUGGGUUAUUGAGUUUGAUGAAAGAAUCACUGGUCUUGAAGACAGAAUAUUUCUUACAAAAUCCCAAAUGAUUUUUAUUUAUCUGUGCAAGUCUUAAUCACAAGCUACAAUAAAACAUAAGUUGUUUUGUUUUCUGAACUGGUGCUAAAUAUUUACAAGGCACCAGUGUGUACUGCACAGUAGGUGUUUUUAUUUACUACAUACCUGCUGAAGGUAAAUCCUCAUCUUAGUCACAGAGGAGUCAGAGAAGAGAGUAUGCACUAUGAACUGCAUUUUACAAAUGUAUACUUUCUCUUUUCCUGUUGUGCAAAGUUCAAAAGAAUAAAAAAAAAUCCAAGUGAA
This is a messenger RNA of Siniperca chuatsi (mandarin fish), 4661 nucleotides long. RefSeq names its product RNA polymerase II elongation factor ELL2-like. The record is from RefSeq and is a predicted model, not a curated record. NCBI's taxonomy places the organism in Eukaryota, Metazoa, Chordata, Actinopteri, Centrarchiformes, Sinipercidae. Gene Ontology annotation, molecular function: cis-regulatory region sequence-specific DNA binding. The transcript is spliced from 12 exons. The coding region runs from base 52 to 1866 and encodes 604 amino acids. Gene Ontology annotation, cellular component: transcription elongation factor complex. Gene Ontology annotation, biological process: snRNA transcription by RNA polymerase II; transcription elongation by RNA polymerase II; positive regulation of transcription elongation by RNA polymerase II.